Molecule: messenger RNA, 585 nt
Organism: Ectocarpus siliculosus
Lineage: Eukaryota; Phaeophyceae; Ectocarpales; Ectocarpaceae
Source: the annotation of a GenBank genome assembly
AUGUAUACGAACAUCAGACCCAUCCAAGAGGUCCUGCGUCACGCCGGAAGAAAUAGCAUUCCCAAAGGUGUCCAGAUGCUGCUGGCGUUAUCGUCGAGGAGGAGGCGGGGGAGCAGUUCAACUAUCGGCGGCGAGGAAGUUAUCUCGGAUGUUACACAGAAUCCGAGCCAACACGGCCGUGAGUCUUACGUCGAUUCGAACCGGCUCGCCGGCAUCAUGAACUACCUCCCGCUGCGUGAAGCGUUCGGAGAGUUCUGCCAGAAAUCGCUCUGCAGCGAGCGCCGAAGAGGAGAAGGAGGCACCAACACACACGAGCGGGUUGGGGGCGUGGCCGCCAUGGUGAACGAGUACGUAAAGGACGGCGCUCCUUCCGAGAUCAACAUCAGCAGCAACACCAAGCACAACAUCAUGGAGCUGACAAAAAUCGAAGCCUUCGCCUCGCUUGACCAGGAUGCGCGAAAGUUGAUUUUCGUCAAAGCCGAGAGGGAGAUUCGGAGCAUGCUGGAAGACAAUCUUAUGGCCAAGUUCCUGGCGUCCGCGCAGUACAAACGGGCUGUGGACGGUGAUGGCCAUGGACGCGUGUAA